Molecule: messenger RNA, 240 nt
Organism: Spodoptera exigua (beet armyworm)
Lineage: Eukaryota; Metazoa; Arthropoda; Insecta; Lepidoptera; Noctuidae
Source: the annotation of a GenBank genome assembly
AUGGAUGACAGUUCACCGGAUUUGUCGCUGAAAUUGCGACGGGGGUCCAGCGACUCUCGCGAGUCGUUUUACAUGGACUUCGCGCAAGGUAUCGACUCGGACAUCGAAGAGGUGACGACGAUUGAACGCGUGAUUCCUGAGCAUCCGGGAGGGAGGACGGAGGGCGAUGCCGACACUCUGGCGACGCCGUCUGGUCUAGAGGAGAAUAAGGAGCUGGGACCAUGGUACCUACGUGUGUAG